This is a messenger RNA of Boleophthalmus pectinirostris (great blue-spotted mudskipper), 3536 nucleotides long. It is a transcript of the gene klf5a, whose product is annotated as Kruppel-like factor 5a. The transcript is spliced from 4 exons. The record is from RefSeq and is a predicted model, not a curated record. Gene Ontology annotation, biological process: regulation of transcription by RNA polymerase II. The coding region runs from base 205 to 1620 and encodes 471 amino acids. Lineage: Eukaryota; Metazoa; Chordata; Actinopteri; Gobiiformes; Gobiidae. Gene Ontology annotation, molecular function: RNA polymerase II cis-regulatory region sequence-specific DNA binding; DNA-binding transcription factor activity, RNA polymerase II-specific.
GUGCGUGCGCUGUAUUUACUCUGGACAGCCCCGCCCUGCAACAUGACAUAGAAAACUGCAAGGAGUCAGUGGAGGGAUGAAACCAGAGGAAGGAGAUGUAGCAGACAGCCGCAGACGCACGACUCCUCUUUGAGCGUACACCUCUGUAGCAUCAUCACUUUCCCCCCAACUCCCCCGAGCUCAUUUGUGCUGCGUCGGAGCUUCAUGGCCGCGACAUUGACGAUGAACGGCGGCGGGGGGCAGGAGGAGCCCUUCUAUACGCUGCAAAAGUCUGGUCUACCGGUGGGUUUUCCUCUGGAGGACUCCGCGCUGUUCGGCUUGGACUCCAAGAUCCCGGACACAGACAAGAGCGGCCAAAACGACUACUCGCAGACAAAGUGUGAACUGGACAGGUAUCUUUCUUUUCUUCAACCAUCAGGAGACGGCCAGCAAAAGCCCACCCGAGAGCCCGUGUCUGUGAUGGACCAGUUCUUCAGUGAUGAUCAGACAGGUGCCCCCUAUACUCUCAACAUGAACCUGUAUCUCCAGGACGUUGCCUAUUUGAGAAUGGGCUUGUGUCAGCAGGUACGGCUGCCUCAGGACCAAAACCACUCCACUGUGCCCCAAAUCAAAACAGAGCCCACUGCCCAGUGCUUCUCUGCUCAUCUCCCCCCUCAGUGCCCCAGCAGCACCAGUAACUGCAGCCCCGGACAUGCUGCCAGUGGGAUGCCUAUGGACAUGACAGGUUUACCAGACUUUAGUGUUUUUAACAACUCUCGAAAUGUUUGCAACGGUUCAGGCUCUGAGGUGUUUAUUAAACAAGAAAUGCCCCCUCAGUUUGAACAACAUGCGCUCCACGACAACGGCAGCUCUCUGUUUCAGCUUCUGAACUCCGGUCUGGAACAUCACCAUGGAAACAUUAUGGAACAUCAUCAUUCUCAGAUGCCCACAGGACCAUCACCUAUUCACACACCUUACCACGAACAGCAGAGUACGAAGCCUGAAUAUUGUGGCCUUAACAACGGGUCAUACACACGUCCUGGUGCCCACACACACCCCCGUUUCCUCCAGCAGCCCGCCUACCUGCCCCCCUCCCCACCCAGCUCCGAGCCUGGCAGUCCUGACAGGCAAAAGGAGCUGCUCCACACAUUGUCUCCCCCUCCAUCAUAUGCUGCCUCCAUCGCCUCCAAGCUUGCAGGGAGCAGCCCUGGCCUGGGCCACAGCCCUGGUGCUAACCUCUCCCUGCCUCAUCACUCUCCUGUGCCCGGGCCAGCUCCAUCAGGACCCCCUCAAGCACCACAAAGCACUCCAGCUCCCUCUCAGACCACCAUGCCAGUCAGAUAUAACCGGCGGAACAACCCUGAUCUUGAGAAAAGAAGGAUUCACCAUUGUGAUUACCCAGGCUGCAAGAAGGUUUACACCAAAUCAUCUCAUCUGAAAGCCCAUCUCAGAACACACACGGGUGAGAAGCCGUACCGGUGCACAUGGGACAGCUGUGACUGGCGCUUCGCUCGCUCAGAUGAACUUACACGGCACUACAGGAAACACACCGGAGCGAAGCCUUUUCAGUGCGCUGUGUGCUCGCGCUCCUUCUCCCGCUCGGACCACCUUGCCCUGCACAUGAAGAGGCAUCAGAACUAGUGUUACAAACACCACCACCCUGGUGCUGCUACCAUGAUACUAGAACUGUUGAUCUUAAUCAAAAAUGGAAGUUUAGGAACAAUAACAAUGGCCAGAUUGACUUCUAGGCUCUUAAUUCGUAGAUGCAUUUGCUUUUGCAAUACUACCAGUCAAAGCAAACUGUGUCACCAAAUGUCUCCAUAGACUGUUUUUAUGACUGGAAUGAAAGCACUUACAUAUUUUGUAUAUUUUAAUUUUGAUCAGGCUUUUUUAUUUUUUUAUAUUUAAAUAAAACUUUUAUCAGACUAGCCAAACCAAAUCUUUGUUUACCUUCAGGUUUGUUAGUUUGUUUAAAUAACUGGAAAAUUCAAAUGUCUAUAUUUUCCUUUGGUUUGCACUAAAAUCUGUAAUUACAUAGGCCUUGUCGAUACCCAAGUUUCUCUUUCACCAGUGAAUGAUCAUUAUCACUAACGGACUGAAUUUCACAAGAGCACUCAAAUCACCCCACGGCAGACAUAAAUCACUGUUGUUCUGAUAUUAAAAAUUGAAGGCUUUGAUACUCAGGAGAGAUAGAGAAGGGAGUCCGAGAGGGGAGAGCUCAGAGUGGGAAAGAUUUUUGAUUUUAGAUGGAUCUGAGGACGACUGCGAAGGAAGAUGGGAGAGAGAUGGUUGUUAAGAGCAGCAAUUAGCGAUUAAUUAUUUAGUUUGUCUUUCACUAGAUGUCCACGCUGGGAAAAUGUCAACAGAAACCUUAGACAUACAGUCUUCAUUGAUAUAAUUGAGAUCCCAAAGUCAUUCGAAUAAACUUCACAUUCUAAAGUCAAAACCAUCUGAUGCUAUUGCAUGUUGGUAGUAUGAGACAAUACUGUAGAUUAAGCGCUAUACACAAGGCAGUAGACAGGAGAGGAUAAAGGGGUAUGUUGUCCUGGGCCCCAGGAUUUUAGGGGCCCAGAAUUUGACUCACUUCCUAUUAAUUUAUAUUAGAGGGGGGGGUCCCAUGUGUGGCUUCUUCCCCUGGGCCCCCAAAUCUCUGUCGACGGGCCUGGCUAUACAUUAUUGUUGUUAAUUGAAUUGAUGGAAGAGUUUAAUGUGGCAAGAUGGCAAUGAUCACGUUUUAUGCAAUGUGGAAGCCUCUCUCUCUAAUCUCCUGUUUAUAUCUGGAGAUUAUUAAAAAAAGAAGGGACUAUGUUUAAAGAAGAUAACAUUUACUGUAGUUUUUUUUUGUUUUGUUUCUUUUAAACCAAAGUAUCAGCUCAUGCAUCAAGAACUUUUAAGUGCCUCCUGUGUUUCAUUUCCGUGGUAGCAGAUUUGAGAGGAUUUUUAAAAUGUGGUGCUGUAAAGUGAUGGCUCUAGGUUACUUGCUCAUCCUGGUACGAACUUGGUACAAUUUUAAAUGUUCAUUGCAUUUCUAAUAAGUAGAAAAAAACUGACUGUCUACUAACUUGUAUUGGGUUUUUGUGGGCCAAUUUGAAAUGGACAGCUAAUUGUGUAGUUUGGGUCCCCAUUAAAACUGUACAUGUUUCGUCACUGCAGGUAGUAUAAAGACAAUAUCGCACUGUAAUGUUUAUUAAUAAAUCUGAUUAUUUAUUUGAUAGUGUAGAAGUGGGGGUGCAUCAGAUACACUGUCUUUCUCCCCAGCAAAAAUGCCUUAAUGUAAAUAUAUGCACUGUAAAUACUAUUGAUUUUUGUUGAAGCUCUUUUGUCAUAUGAUUUUCUAAACAAAAGGGCAAAAGUUAAAACUGCCCUGCAUCCAAAAAAUUGAGCCCUAUUUUGUCUUUUUCUUGUCUAAAAUAUUUUGAUGCCAUUGUUUUAUAUUGUCCUUAAAGCAAUUUAUUUUGUAGAUUCUUCUUCUUCCAUGGUAAAACGUUCCAAAGACAAAAGUUGUUUUUCAUCAACUGAGUGAAUCUGAUCCUAAUAAAGUCAACUGACACUUUUUA